AUGCCCGUGGAACGGCCCGACGCAGUUCGCCUCGCCGCUCGUCCCCCCUUCCCCUCUGCCUCUUGCGCCAAAGGCGAGCCUCCCCCUCCCACCCCCGUCCUGAGAAUGGUACGACCCCGCCCCGCCCCUGGGCGGGCGGAAAGGAGAGGUGGAGGCGGGGGGAGGGAGGGAAGAGCCGGCUGCGACCUUCCGCCUGGCGGCGGAGCCAUGGCGGCCUGUUCCUUUCGGAGGAGCAUCGCUUCGCAGCUUUCAAAGGUUUUGGAUCUGCCACCAGAAAACUUAAUAAAGUCUAUAUCUGCAGUUCCUGUCUCCAAAAAACGGCAUGUUGCUGAUUUCCAGCUUUCCAUUGCUUCUGUAACAGAAGACAGUUCUAGUGAUUGCUUAGCACAAGAUCUUAAUCUUCAAGCUCAGAAGCUAGCUGAAAGGCUAAAAUGUGAUGCUGUAGUGAGUGAAAUCAGUGCUGGUCCAGGAACAGUGAACUUUACGAUAAACAGGGAAUUAUUAGCAAAGACGGUGUUACAGCAGGUGUUGAAGGAUGGCUCAGAGUAUGGAGUAAAAAGUGAACUUUUCUCUACAGUACCCAAACAAAAGGCAGUGAUUGAGUUCAGCUCCCCUAAUGUUGCCAAAAAGUUUCACAUAGGACAUUUGCGUUCCACAAUAGUAGGGAAUUUUAUAGCAAAUCUGAAGGUUGCACUUGGACAUGAAGUAGUAAGAAUAAAUUACCUUGGUGACUGGGGCAUGCAGUUUGGCUUAUUGGGUGCUGGUUUCCAACUCUUUGGCAACAAAGAAAAGCUAAAAUCCAGUCCUUUACAACACCUUUUUGAGGUGUAUGUGCAAAUUAACAAAGAAGCAGAAGAUGAAAACACAAAAAAGCUGGCUAAGGAUUUCUUUAGAAAACUGGAGGAACAUGAUGAGCAGACAUUGUCACUUUGGAAACAAUUUAGAGACUUCAGUAUUGAAGAAUACAUCCGAAUUUAUAAGCGUCUAGGAGUGCACUUUGAUGAAUAUUCCGGAGAAUCAUUUUACCAAGAGAAGUCCCAGGAAGUUCUAAAGAUGUUGGAGAAUAAAGGACUUCUUCAGAAAACAAUAAAAGGAACAGGAAUUGUGGAUCUUUCGGAAAAGAAAGAUCUCUCAUCGUUUUCCACCGUCAUGCGUAGUGAUGGGACAUCUCUUUAUAUAACAAGAGAUCUUGCUGCUGCUGUAGACCGAAUGAAUAAGCAUAGAUGUGAUACUAUGAUUUAUGUGACAGAUAAAAGUCAAAGUAAUCACUUUCAACAUUUGUUCCAAAUACUGAAGCUCAUGGGUUAUGACUGGGCAGAAAGGUGCCAGCAUGUGUCUUUUGGUCGAGUUCAAGGGAUGAAGACUCGGAGAGGAGAAGUAAUUUUCCUGGAAGAUGUUUUAAAUGAAGUUCGCGCGAGGAUGUUACAAAACAUGGCUUCCACAAAAACAACCAAAGAGAUAGAAGACCCUAUGGAGACAGCAGAGAAGGUUGGUCUUGCGGCACUCAUAAUUCAGGACUUCCGGGGCCUUCUGUCAUCUGAUUAUCAGUUUAGCUGGGAUCGAGCCCUUCAAAGUCAUGGCGAUACAGGCGUGUUCUUGCAGUACACCCAUGCCAGGCUCCAUAGUUUAGAACAGAUACAUGGGAAUGAGAAGGUAACUGACGUUAAUGUGGCGUGCUUGCAAGAGCCGGGUGCCAUCUCUGUUCUUCAGCAUCUUCUCAGGUACGAUGAGGUCCUGUAUAGAUCUUCUCAGGAUCUGCAACCCAAGCACAUUGUCAGCUACCUCCUCACACUUAGCCAUCUUGCAGCCGUGGCACAUAAAACCCUUCCCGUGAAAGGCAGCGGCCCUGACCUGGCCCAGGCAAGGCUCUGCCUCUUUCAAGCUGCACGCUCGGUUCUAGCCAACGGAAUGAAACUUCUGGGCAUUACACCUGUAACUCAAAUGUAACGGAGACCCGUGCGCGGUAUAAAGUCACGUCUCUUAGUAAAAGGAGAUUUUUCAAGGUAA
Messenger RNA from Tyto alba (common barn owl), 2007 nucleotides. RefSeq names its product arginyl-tRNA synthetase 2, mitochondrial (gene RARS2). The record is from RefSeq and is a predicted model, not a curated record. Gene Ontology annotation, cellular component: cytoplasm; mitochondrion. The transcript has 20 exons. Gene Ontology annotation, biological process: arginyl-tRNA aminoacylation; mitochondrial translation. The coding region runs from base 1 to 1947 and encodes 648 amino acids. NCBI's taxonomy places the organism in Eukaryota, Metazoa, Chordata, Aves, Strigiformes, Tytonidae. Gene Ontology annotation, molecular function: ATP binding; arginine-tRNA ligase activity.